UUAUUGUUCUUUACUGAUGAUGGCUAUGAAUGUGCUGCAGAGAAUGGGCGCUCCGUCGCUUCCAUCCGUCCUUUUUCGCCGACUGCAUUGGACGGCUAGUGCCGGCUUUCAUGAAACAUGGCAAUAGUCUUUGGGUGUUCUCGGAAGAGCCUUUCGGCAUUGCAGCGUCAUACCUCUGCUGCUAACCGCUGCCUGUAUCUUUGUUCAGCAUUGCUCUGGCCCUCUGGGGUCUGGGCAACGCAGUGGUGCAUGACAGGGUGUUCUUUCAUCUCCUCGGUACCGGUGGAACGCCAGGCUCGCGCCUUUAUCACUACGUCACUCUAUUCGCUGCGCGCAUGCCGUAACUUGUCACUAAAAAUGAAUUUCACCCAGGGUCGCUCUAAUACACUGCCGGACGGGUUCAAUAUAAAUAGCCCUAUGACAUGGUACACUUGGAAAGAAAUGCGUAGGUAUAUCUGCGGUCAAAUGAAUGUGGCUUUUUGCGACGUGCAUACCGGGCUUAUAGUGAACCGGGAGUGGACCAGGGCAUCGGUGGGGUGGAGCAGGCCGGCCACCAGGGGCGACGUCUCCGGGAGCAGCAGCGCGCGCGGGACCAGUUGGUGGAACUGGGUAUAGGAGGUGGUAGCGAUCGUGGGUAGACACGCGUGGCGUGUCGGGUUGGGUGGGACCAGGGCCGCCUGCGCCAGUGAGGAACGAGCGAGGUCGCAAACGAGCGGGCUCCGAGGGAGACGGGCGUGGCGAGCGCUGCUGCACGGGGGUCUGUCGGAGAGAGGAUGGGAUUAUGACGCAAGCGGACGGUCGUCUGUAACGCAGUGCAAGUGUGUAAACGCGAGUAAGGACUGGACAGGCCGUAUACGGCCAAACAUGUGGGCGUGGAACCGUACCAAGGAUUUGUAG
This is a messenger RNA of Fomitopsis serialis, 897 nucleotides long. RefSeq lists its product as uncharacterized. The transcript is spliced from 3 exons. NCBI's taxonomy places the organism in Eukaryota, Fungi, Basidiomycota, Agaricomycetes, Polyporales, Fomitopsidaceae. The record is from RefSeq and is a predicted model, not a curated record. Bases 118 to 615 code for a protein of 165 amino acids.